Molossus molossus (Pallas's mastiff bat) is the source of this 1489-nucleotide messenger RNA. RefSeq names its product FA complementation group F (gene FANCF). NCBI's taxonomy places the organism in Eukaryota, Metazoa, Chordata, Mammalia, Chiroptera, Molossidae. The transcript has a single exon. Bases 1 to 1098 code for a protein of 365 amino acids. Gene Ontology annotation, biological process: interstrand cross-link repair. The record is from RefSeq and is a predicted model, not a curated record. Gene Ontology annotation, cellular component: Fanconi anaemia nuclear complex.
AUGGAGUCGCUCUUGGAGCAGCUGCAGCGCUUCUCUGAGGUUCUGGCGGUCUCCCGCACCACGCACGUCAGCAGCUGGGACCCCGCGACCGUGCGCAGGGCCUUGCAGUGGGCUCGCUACAUGCGCCACGUCCACAGGCGCUUUGGCCGCCAUGUCCGCAUUCGCACGGCACUGGAGAGGCGGCUGCAAAACCAGUGGCAGCAGGAGGACGGCGCUGGGCCUGCCGCAAUCCCCGGGCUGACGAACUUCCGGGACUUGGGGCACUGCGACCUCCUGCUGUCUCAGCGCCUGCUGGAGAACCGGGCCCUCGGGGACGCCGCCUUUCGCUGCCUGCUGCAGCAACUCUUUCCCGGCCCUGGCGUCCGGGACGCCGAAGAGGAGACGCUCCGAGACAGCCUGAGGCUGCAAGACAGCCUGGCCCUCCUCUCCCGCCGCCGGGCCGCCGUCCACCUGCUGCACGUCCACGGGUUUGGAGAGAACUCGGCCCUCCGGGACGACUCCCUGGUGAAGACCCAGGCGGCGCUGCUGCUGGAGCGUCUGCAGGAGGCGGGCGAGGCCGACGCAGAGGGCCCCGGCAGGUUGCUCGGCAGCCUGGGGGAGCGCUGGCCUCAGAACAGCUUCCUGGAGGUGAUAGCGGCUGCGCUGUUGCUGCCGUCGUCAACUCCCCGCCCCCCCAGAGAGGAGUUGGAACUGGGCAGCCCCAGAACACCGGGAGAGGGGCGUGAUGAACUGGUUCACUGGCUUCUGGGGAAGUCGGACAUCAUGGCAACUUUUUGCCGCAGCCUCCCAGCCGGGCUCUUAACUUCCGUGGCGGGCCGCCAUCCAGAGCUUUUCCAGGUCUAUCUGGGUCUGCUAACAGACUGGGGUCGACAUCUGCACUACGAUCUUCAGAAGGGCAUUUGGGUUGGAGCUGAGGCCGGAGGUGUGCCCUGGGAGGAAUUGUGCGGCAGGUUUCGAAGCCUCUGUCAGGCCCCUUCACCUCUGAAAGAUGAAGUUCUAAGUGCCCUGGAGGCCUGCAAGGCACAGGAUGGAGAUUUUGAAGUCCCUGGUGUCAGCAUCUGGACAGACCUGUUGUUAGCUAUUGAGAGCGGUGCAUGAUGUUGCAUUUGGGAAAAGACAAGUUUUAGGUCUCAGCCCAGGCCCCAGUUCUCUAUGGGCAACGCUCUGCUAUUGAUUACUUGAAUAUAUGGCUUACAAAAUUGAAAUUUCAGUGUUCCCACCAAAUCUGUACUUCAUGUGUCCAAAGUAUCAUUUUAGGCCCUGAUUUAUAACAGGUGUAAUUAUAAUAUGUAAAGUAAUUGGCUUGUGGCGCCAUUGAUUUUUCUGGAUAGAGAUGACAUUGGAAGUAUCCUACUUAAAGCCAUGUAAUUAAAAAUAGUUUGCUUUUUAGAAGGACCAUUUCUAAUGCUGAAAGGAAAUGUACUUUUUGCCCUGGCCAAGUGGCUCAGUUGGUUGGACCGUAGUCCCAUACACCAAAAGGUUGUGGGUU